CGUCCCAAGGAUGAGGCCUCGCCUCCUAUGCCGCGAGAUGAGCUCUUGUCUAGUGCGGUGAGGUUCGGCAUGCUUGCCACAUGAUUGACCGCCAGCGUGUGCAUGUUUAGACGAAUGCUGGUUUGAAGUCACUCUUAAGUCGGGAGGCAUCCCACUUUCCUUGCGUCCCUACUUUUGCAAAGUUCACAGUCUCGCAUCUACUCUUAACCCUUCCUGCUCCCGCCAAAAAUCCCGGGCAAGCCGCCAUACACACUCUCUCCCGAGGCACACAAGGAGACACACCAUGGCCUCCGUCCAAACCCAGACAAUGUCUGCCCCCCACACGUUCACAACCGUGCUACGCGGGCACAGCACCACACCAAUCCAAAAACCCAGCACACGCUCCACGCGAGCCUCCAAGCCGUUGCUGGCCUACAGCCCCAACAUCGCCCCCGCGCACCCCGACAUCAACAUGACCCUGCUCCGGAACAAGCUCAUCCUCACGUGCCGGAAUUACAUUGCCAAGCCCCUUCUGCACGAAGCUGUAGCGGACGGGAUCUGGUCCUCAGCAUCGCGGUGGAUCACACCCGCCUCACAAGUCGCCAGCAAGUACGGGAAGCGGAAGAGAUACUACGUGCUGCACACCGACACAUUCACGUUUCAGCCCGUCAGUUCCGCAUGGGAGGCGCGGAUCGUGGCGGACAGCGCACCGAUCGACGCAGGGAACGGCGUCGUCAUCUUUGUCAAGGAGCGGAAAGAGUGGGCUGCGUUUAUGCGUGGCUACAGAAGACAAGGGAAGCGUGGCGCAGGCCAGCUUCUCAAGGAGAAGCAGCAAAGUGUCGAGCGGGGCUGGAAAGACGAGUGGAAGAGGAAGUGUGGGCUAGGCGGUGAGGGCGAGUCGCCGGGGAAGGGAAACGCGAAGAGGGAGGUCAAUGCGGGGCCAAUGUGGGUACUUGUCAAGAGCGCCGUUGGUAGGAUCGUAAAGGGCGAGGCCUAGGGACAACGGUUCUGCUUUUCUUACCGGGACGAGCUGUAUGUUCGCAGCGCGGGCCUGGCUUUUGCACUGGGCAGGUAAUUUGCAUGGUCGGCGUUAUUCAGGAUUCGCCGGCGGUUUUCGAGGCGAGGCUACGAUCUUACGA
Molecule: messenger RNA, 1118 nt
Organism: Boeremia exigua
Lineage: Eukaryota; Fungi; Ascomycota; Dothideomycetes; Pleosporales; Didymellaceae
Exons: 2
Coding region: 284-976 (230 amino acids)
Source: RefSeq, a predicted model, not a curated record